This is a messenger RNA of Salvelinus sp. IW2-2015, 1491 nucleotides long. RefSeq names its product arginine and glutamate-rich protein 1-B. NCBI's taxonomy places the organism in Eukaryota, Metazoa, Chordata, Actinopteri, Salmoniformes, Salmonidae. The record is from RefSeq and is a predicted model, not a curated record. Gene Ontology annotation, cellular component: nucleoplasm; mitochondrion. Gene Ontology annotation, molecular function: cadherin binding.
AAUGCAUUGCAUUGUGGGAAACAGGAGCUAGUCGCCAUCUUGCUUUAGCGCCGCAAGUUAUCAGUGCAGAAUAAUAACCACGUUUGAAUGAAUAUUUUCGAGACAUACGAGUGUUUUAACAAUUCAGUUUGAGCAUAUAUUGCAGGUAGUGAGGUGUACGAGUGUGUAGGUGGAACACCGUGCUGUUUGUUGGAAUAUUUCCGACUAUAGAAUUAGCUAACUGGGUACGUUCGACUUGAGGUGAUCAUGGGUCGCUCUAGGAGUCGCAGUUCGUCCCGUUCCAAACACUCCAAAAGCAGCAAGCACAGCAAAAAACGGAGCCGGUCGCGUUCAAGGGACAAGGAGAGGACCAAGAAGCGAUCCAAGUCCCGUGAAGCGAAGAGGAACCGGCGCAGAGAAUCGCGUUCUCGUUCCCGGUCAGCUACAGCAUCGACCCGUAGGGAAAGGGAGAGAGCGGUCACACCGCCGGAGAGAAUUGACAUAUUCGGCAGGACACUGAGCAAGAGAAGCGCCUUGGACGAAAAACAGAGAAAAGAGGAGGAGGAGAAGAAAGUCGAGAUGGAAAGACAGAGGAAGAUCAACCCUCCCCUCUUUCUCUCGCCACCCUUGCCGAGCAGCCGGCAGGUGGAGAUAGAGGAGAAGCUGAUCGAGGAGGAGACGGCGCGUCGUGUGGAGGAACUGGUGGCCAAGCGGGUGGAGGAGGAGCUGGAGAAACGUAGGGACGAGAUAGAGCGGGAGGUGCUGCGGCGUGUGGAGGAGGCCAAGCGCAUCAUGGAACGCCAGCUGUUGGAGGAGCUGGAGAAACAGAGGCAGACGGAGCUACAGGCCCAGAAGGCCAGAGAGGAGGAAGAACGAUCCAAACGGGACGAGCUGGAGAAAAUCCUGGAGGAGAAUAACCGCAAGAUCGCUGACGCUCAGGCCAAGCUGGCUGAGGAGCAGUUGCGUAUCGUAGAGGAGCAGAGAAAGAUUCACGAGGAGAGGAUGAAGCUGGACCAGGAUCGGCAGCGGCAGCAGAAGGAGGAACAGAAAAUGAUCCUGGGCAAGGGAAAGUCCCGGCCCAAGCUCUCCUUCUCCCUCAAAGCCACCGAAUGAGUCUCUCAUCCCUCCUCUCUUCCUUCUCAUCCCACCCACCUCUCUGCUCCUCCUCCUCUCUGGAACGCUAGCUGUGUGGAAGGCUGAAGGAAGGGUAGCCCACGGCGCUGUCCUGCCACGCACCGCCCUGCUCUACAGACCUUUCCCAACCAAGCCUUGGAGGGAGGCCCGCCCACCUUCAAACACCUGUCUCGCCGCUUGACCCCUUUGACUCCCCCCCCCCACCCAGUGACUAUUGUUUGUGUUUUUAUUUUUUAAAUUUAUUUUUAAGGAUCUGAUCUGUCAUGUACAAAACUGUCACUACGUGGUCCUCUUACUGUGGCCCACGAGUGGUUGAGUCCCCUCUGUUUCUUUAGGGUAAGUGUGUUCUGUUGAAGCUUAUUAAAACUGUGGGCUUUA